Molecule: messenger RNA, 1118 nt
Organism: Phytophthora sojae
Lineage: Eukaryota; Oomycota; Peronosporomycetes; Peronosporales; Peronosporaceae
Exons: 1
Coding region: 60-998 (312 amino acids)
Source: RefSeq, a predicted model, not a curated record
CCGACGCCUUGGACGCACGCCUCACCUCAGCAGCCCUCCAGCACUCCAGCACCCCCGCCAUGUCUCUCACGACCAAGCAGCGCGCACUGGCCGCCGUGACCGGCGGCUUCGUGGCCGACGCCGCCACGAUGGGCCUGCACUGGAUUUACGACGGAGACAAGAUGAAGCAGCUCGUGGAGGCGCGCGGCGCAGCGGGCCCCGAGUUUUACGAGCCGCCCUCUUGCCCCUUCUACUCGUACGAGAGCGGCGCGCUGUCGCCGUACGGCGCCGAGAUCUUGCCGCUGCUGGAGGACGUGGCUGCGCGCGGCGAGUUCGUGCCGGAGGAGUUCGCCAUGGCGUCCUACCGCGCGGCCAAGGCCUACACGGGAUACCUGAACGGCGCGUUCAAAGAGAUGGUGGCCAAGGGAGACGCCGGCAAGAAGUACCCAGAGCUGGCAUCCCCCAGCAAGGACCUGCACGGCGGAAUCAAGGCGCCAAUUCUGGUCGCGCGCUACUUUGAGGACACGCCGCUGCUGCUGCAGAAGACGCGCGAGGCCGCGCGGGUACACGAAAUCGGGGAGGAGGCCGAGAAUGCGGCAGUGGCCACAGCGCUACUCAUCCAGCAGGUGGUGCAGGGGGUCUCGGUGACGGACGCCAUCUCGGCGCUCGCUUCCAACGAAGCCGUCAGCGCUAACACGCGUGCAUCCGUCCAGCAAGCGAUCGAUGCCGCGAAGGCAAUGAGUUUCCCGGACGCUACAGCUGCCAUCGCGCACUUCGGCAAGGCAUGCCCUUUGCCGGGGUCUCUGCAGGGCUCGCUGUUUGUGCUGUUGACAUCCAGUGGCUACGUGGAGGCGCUGCGUGCUAAUAUGUUGGCUGGCGGAGACAGCUGCAGCCGCGCUGUCGUGAUCGGUGCUGUGACCGCAGCGGCGCAAGACGGAGAUGCUGUCCCAGCCGAGUGGAAGCAGAAGGCCAAAGACUACGCGGAAGUCCAGGCACUUGCUGAGAAGAUCAUCCAGUGAUACCGAACCAUAGCUGAGGAAGGACCCACGUUAACUUCAUCCUAUGACAAGUAGCUAGUAUUGCCACAGGACCUGUUUCUUACAGAGCGAGUCCAGCAAUGUUUUUUGCCCUUCAGCGUA